Messenger RNA from Lithohypha guttulata, 1860 nucleotides. RefSeq lists its product as uncharacterized. Bases 1 to 1860 code for a protein of 619 amino acids. Gene Ontology annotation, molecular function: dipeptidyl-peptidase activity. The transcript is spliced from 2 exons. The record is from RefSeq and is a predicted model, not a curated record. NCBI's taxonomy places the organism in Eukaryota, Fungi, Ascomycota, Eurotiomycetes, Chaetothyriales, Trichomeriaceae.
AUGAACGACCGCGAAUUUCAAGCUUCCGUGGCUCGAUCGGAAAACCUAUCCGAAAGUUCCAGACGAACGAGAACAUGGAAGAAACCAAAAUCAAUCUCGGAUUCGAAGGCACGCUUUCCCGGCUUCCAUCAGGGAAAGACCCACUACAAGACAGGCCAGGUCGUGAAAGCAGGCUAUAAAGCCCUGCCGAUAGACGUUAUCAUGCACGAAAGUGUGCCCAUGAAGCUCUCCGAUGGCAUUACUUUGUACUGUGAUAUUUUCCUGCCCGCUCGGUUCGAGGAUCUGGACGGAACAUACGGUGAUAAGCAAAGGGUUCCUGCUGUUGUUGCUUGGUCUCCUUAUGGUAAGCAGGGCGGCACACAAAUCCUAUCUGACUAUCCUUUCCAUUGCGGUGUUCCUCCUUCUAGCGUCUCCUCACUUCAGAAAUGGGAAGGACCGGACCCUGCUUUUUGGUGCUCUUACGACUACGCCAUCGUCAAUGUCGAUACGCGAGGCACAUUCACAAGUGAAGGCGAUGCCCAUCUCCUCGGUCAUCAAGAAGCUAAAGAUGGCGCAGAGUUCGUCACUUGGCUUUCGCGACAGAAGUGGUGUAAUGGGAAAGUCGGUUUGAGUGGGAAUAGUUACCUUGCUGCAGCUCAAUGGUACAUUGCUAGUUUGAGACCAGAAGGACUAGCCGGUAUUGCACCUUGGGAAGGUCUGAUGGACAUGUACAAGGAUGUAGUCUGUGCCGGAGGUAUACCUGAUACUGCUGGUAUUGAUAUUAUCACUUCGGCAUUUGCUGGUCAAGGUCGACUCGAGGACAUCGUGGCUGCAGCGAACAGGGAUGGAAGUGGCUCUACAUACGACAAGUACUGGCAGGACAAGCGUGCGGUCGUUGAGAGGAUCAAUGUUUCUGUAUAUACUGUGGCGAGCUGGACGAGCAUUUUUCAUACAAAUGGUACCUUGAAGGCAUGGCGACUGGUGCCUGACUCAGUGCCGAAAUGGCUGCGCGUCCACAACAUACAAGAAUGGCCAGACUACUACGAGCACAGAAACACGAUGGACCUGAAGAGAUUCUUUGAUUGGUGCCUCAAAGGCCAACGAACAGACUGGGAAAGCACACCAAAAGUCCGUCUAAGCAUCCUCAACUUCGGCAUGACCCUACAAGAAGACACUAUCGAGCGCGCAGAACACGACUUCCCCCUCGCCAGAACGAAAUACACAAAAUACUACCUCCAACCCGACAAGACACUCUCUCUCACCCCACCAUUCUCACAUUCAGAACUCAGCUACAACACAAACCGAAACAACAGCCUAAUCUUCGAAUACACCCUGCCUCACCCAAUUGAAACAACGGGAUACCCUCACGCCCACCUCAUCAUGUCCACCACACCCACCCACAACGAAAUCGACCUCUUUAUCCAGAUCGAAAAAUUUUCACCUUCCCACUAUCGCCAAGGUACCCUCGUCCUCCGCCCAAAGUUUGGUCCACAAUACGCCCUCCUCAAAUUCAUGCACGACUGGCAAAUCGGAAUGAGUAAACUCGGUCUCCUUUACCACUGGGGCAGUGAUGGGCGAUUGCGCGCCAGCUACGCGCUAGAUAAAGAUGAGACAUCGACGGAGUACGAGCCGAGCUAUUCGUUUACGGAACGUGCGAUGCUGAAAGCGGGGGAGAAGAGGGUGCUGGAUGUGCCGAUGAGGGCGUAUGGGAUGUAUUGGGAAAAGGGAGAUAUUUUGAGAUUCACGGUUUCGGGGAGGCCGGUGGUGCCGCUGGGAUUGCCAGGGGCGAAGGGGCCGGCGACGGAGAACGAGGGUGUGCAUUUUGUGGGCGUUGGUGGGAGGGGGGAGGAGAGUAGUUGUCUUGUCUUGCCUGUUGUGUGA